This is a messenger RNA of Humulus lupulus (European hop), 2176 nucleotides long. RefSeq names its product UPF0481 protein At3g47200-like. Lineage: Eukaryota; Viridiplantae; Streptophyta; Magnoliopsida; Rosales; Cannabaceae. Bases 34 to 1878 code for a protein of 614 amino acids. The record is from RefSeq and is a predicted model, not a curated record. The transcript is spliced from 3 exons.
ACUCUAACCGCUAAAUUAUCAGCAGAAUAGAGAAUGAGAGAGAGAGAGAGCAUGGCUGGUAAGGAGGACGAUGUGCAAACUCCCGUUGGUGAGCAACAAGAGCAGACUUCGACUGAGAGAAAAAACAUUGGUGGUAAGAAGGACGAUGUGGUGAUUCCCGUUUGUGAGCAACAAGAGCAGACUUCGACUGAGAGAAAAAACAUUGGUGGUAAGAGGGACGAUGUGGUGAUUCCCGUUGGCGAGCAACAAGAGCAGACUUCGACUGAGAGAAAAAACAUUGGUGGUAAGAAGGACGAUGUGGUGAUUCCCGUUUGUGAGCAACAACAAGAACAGAAUCCGAUUGAGAGAGCACGGAUGGUGAGAAACUUGUUUGAUAGACCAUCAAACAUGUUCAAGCAGGGCAGUGUGGACACUCCAUUUCAUGAUCAACAAGAGCAGCCUUCGACUCAUCAGCAACCGAGUUCUAGCAUUGAGCUGCAAACUGCUGAAGAAGCACUGUUAAGAUGCCUUGAUAAUGCCGUAAACAAAAUUAAAAAAAUUAAAAAAAAUGCUCAGGGCUCACAGACGAAGAUAGUCAAGAUACAAAAGAUUCCAGACUUCAUCCGGAGAAAAAAGAUAUCUAACGAGGAUUACAUUCAGCCAAAUGAGAUUGCAAUCGGUCCUAUUCAUCAUGGUGAUACCAGCGGGCAGUUGACAAAAACUAAUCUCAAGCAUAAGUUGGCGGCUAGAUUUAUUCAUGAGAGCGGCAAAACUGGGGAGGCUUUGCUGAAAGAAUUCAAGCAUAAAUCCAAUAAGUAUCGGGAACUAAAGAAAAUCUUCGAAAAAAAGGUAGCACGUAAACAUGAGAAACACAAACUGGGGACGAUGUUGUUUUUAGAUGGGUGUUCAGUACUCCAAUUUAUAGAUAGCUAUGUUAAUAAUAGCAUAUUAGAGUGUGAUAAUAAUAUUAGCAUUUGCCAAGUAGAAGAGAUUCGUCAUGAUUUGUUGUUGCUGGAGAAUCAAAUUCCCUUUAAAGCACUCGUGAUAUUGAUGAGGUCGAGUAACAAAAGGGUUAAAUUGGCAGAAAGCGUCUAUCGUUUUAUUUCUAUGAACAUUAUGGCACCGGAAUCAUGUUACGAGGAACGGCUCAAACAGAACAUAAGCAAUAUACCGAAACAACUUUUUGAAGGUAAUAACGUGCCUGUUCAUCUUCUUGACCUUCUCAGAUCAGAGCUCUUAUUUACUGAACUGACUCAUCGGUCUGAGGAGCACUCACCACCAAAACAAGAAAAAGAAGAGGGUGGAGACUCUGCUAAUUUGCUUUCCUCCUACUACAAACGGUCGUAUCGCAACGUUCAAGAUCUCAAGGAAGUUGGCAUAGUGUUAAAGCCUGACUAUUCUAAGGGCCUCAGAUCUGUAUCUUUCUCAUCUCCAUUAUUUAAUUUUGGUCAACUUAAGCUUCCACCCUUGAUUGUGGACGAGUCAACGAAACAAAAGUUGUUGAACCUGGUUGCUUAUGAAAUGUGCCCCGGUGGUAACAAUAAGAAAAACUACGCUGUGAGUUCUUAUUUGAGGUUGUUGAAUUCACUCAUUGACAGUGAACAAGAUGUUAAAGACCUGAGAUCAGCACACAUACUUCGAAAUCAUCUUGGUAGCGACCAAGAAGUAGCUGAAUUGUUCAACACUUUUGGCAGCAUUUUGGUGCCCCAUGAUGCUUAUUCCAGUGUCAAAAAGGACAUACAAAAGUACUACGACAAUAAGAUCGUUUCUUGGAAUGCUCAGUUCUGUAGACAAUAUUGUAGAAAUCCAUGGACUAUCUUGGCUCUUUUGGCUGCACUGGCGGCAUUUAUAUUAACAGGGAUUCAGACUUAUUACUCUGCCAACCCUAAACAUGAGUGAGGAAUAUUGGCUGCUACCAGAACAACAAAGAAUAGUAUUCCUGGAAGAUGAAAACUUACUCAUCUUCAGGUUACUCAUUUUAUUAAUGAAGCAUAUAUAUAUAUAUAUAUAUAUAGUUGUAUUAUUCAAUAAUAGUUUCGCAACUAUUAAAAAUCUUUUGCUUUUCUCAAUAAAUAAAGAAUAAUUGGAUUGUAUUUUUUGUUCAAACACAUAAUUGUUAAAGUGUAGCUUAGGUGUUGAUCAUUUGAGCUAUUGUUUGCUUUUGACAGUCUUGUAGUUUGUUUUAUCUGUUUUAGGU